This is a messenger RNA of Vigna unguiculata (cowpea), 574 nucleotides long. RefSeq names its product heavy metal-associated isoprenylated plant protein 28-like. Gene Ontology annotation, molecular function: metal ion binding. Lineage: Eukaryota; Viridiplantae; Streptophyta; Magnoliopsida; Fabales; Fabaceae. The record is from RefSeq and is a predicted model, not a curated record.
UCUUGCCACCAACAAAGAAGACAUAUAUAAAAUUUUGCUUUAUAGUUGCAAGCUCAUUGCAAUAUUUGGAAAGAAUGACGAUAGUGGAGAUGUGUGUGCACAUGGAUUGUCCAGGUUGUGAGACCAAGAUAAAGAAAGCUCUUAAAAAAUUACGUGGAGUUGAUGAUGUGGACAUAGAUAUGAGGCUGCAAAAGGUAACUGUGAUGGGUUGGGCAGAGGAAAAGAAGGUACUGAAAACAGUGAGGAAGACAGGUAGAAGAGCAGAGCUGUGGCCAUAUCCAUACAACCCAGAAUAUCAUUACAAUCAUUGUGGAAACAACUCUUACUUCGCUUCUUCUUACAGUUAUUACAAGCAUGGAUAUAGCUAUGGUGAAAACUUUGGCUAUUACCAUAAGCCAAUGAUUGAUGAGAAGCUCAUUUCUAUGUUCAGUGAUGACAACCCUCACGCUUGUUCAAUAAUGUAAAACACACAUUUCUCAUUUCUUCAUUCUAUGUUAAACUUUUUCCCAUCUAUAGAUGCAUUUGGUAAGUUUGUAAUGUAUAUAAACCAAUAUAUGUUGUUGCUCUUUUAUGA